AUGGCCACGGCAGUCGCUGCGACUCGGGCGCCCGACAAGAUCGAAGAAAACUCCAGUGAUGGCUCGAAGCUCAGGACAUUUAUUACCAUUUUGAAGAAGUUCAUUGGUGUCGCUGACCUCGCUAACGUCCGCUUCUCCCUUCCUUCUCAGCUUUUGGAACCUACUCCCAACCUCGAGUACUGGAACUAUCUCGAUGCCCCGAAUGCCUUUGUCGCCAUCGGCACGUCCGACGAGCCGCUCGAUCGUAUCCUCGAGGUCUUGCGGUUUUGGUUCACAAAGGAUUUGAAGUAUGUGAAGGGAAGGCCUUGCAAGCCUUAUAAUUCUUGCCUCGGCGAGUUCUUCAGGUGUAACUGGGAAACUGAGAACAAUGCGCCGCUCAUCUGCACUAAUACCCUCAAGGGCACUGCCAGCGGAGCCUCAAGUGUAAAAUCUAGCAAGUCCGGCUCCGGCUCCGGUUCUCCCAAGAAUGUCUCGACCGUCUCCCUCUCCGUCCCUCAACACCCACUCGAGCCGCGCCCCGAACACCUGGUCAGGGUAUCCUACCUGACCGAGCAGACCUCCCACCACCCCCCCGUCAGCGCUUUCCACAUCAGCUGCCCCGAGAGGGGACUCACGGCCCGAGGCUUCGACCAGAUCUCGGCCAAAUUUACGGGUACCACGAUCAAGGUGUCCCCUGGCGAGCAUAACAUGGGCAUCUUUAUUACUCUUGACAAGAGGGACGGGGAGACGUAUCAGCUCACGCACCCGGCGGCGCAUCUUGGUGGAUUCUUUAGGGGUAGCCUGAACGUGUCCGUCUCUGAGGUUGCGUACAUUACCUGUCCCCAGACGAAGCUCAAGGCCAUUUUGAGCUACGUAGAGGAGGGCUGGCUUGGAAGGACUACCAACAAGGUUCACGGUGUCAUUUUCCAUUAUGACCCCGAGAAUGACGACAAGACUCGCAUCCAGGAUGUCCCUGACAAGGAUGUCCUCGCACGGUUAGGUGGUCCUUGGAGAGAGAAGGUUGUCUUGACUCUAGGUCCCAAACCCUUGGCCUCACAUCCCGUCGAGGACCAAUACACCAUCAUCGACAUGGCCCCCCUCUCCGUAGCCCCCAAGGUCCUCCCCCCUCGCGAGAAACAACUCCCCAACGAAUCCCUCACCCUCUGGGCCGGCGUCACCAACGCCAUCGUGUCAAAACAGUACUCCAAGGCCACCACCGUCAAGAUAGAGCUCGAAGAGGAACAGCGCGAGAAGGCACGGCAGCGAGAGCGGGACAAUGUCGAGUGGCAGCCCGUCUUCUUUACCCAUGUCACGGGUAAUGGUGGUAGGCCCGAUUUGACGGAUAAGGGGAAGGAGGUGUUGAAGAGGGCGCAGGAGGGCAGGUGGGAGUUGGAUGACGUCCUGUGA
This is a messenger RNA of Scedosporium apiospermum, 1386 nucleotides long. RefSeq lists its product as uncharacterized. The transcript has 4 exons. Gene Ontology annotation, biological process: endocytosis; maintenance of cell polarity; piecemeal microautophagy of the nucleus. The coding region runs from base 1 to 1386 and encodes 461 amino acids. Gene Ontology annotation, cellular component: cytosol; membrane; intracellular membrane-bounded organelle. NCBI's taxonomy places the organism in Eukaryota, Fungi, Ascomycota, Sordariomycetes, Microascales, Microascaceae. The record is from RefSeq and is a predicted model, not a curated record. Gene Ontology annotation, molecular function: sterol binding.